Zootoca vivipara (common lizard) is the source of this 3500-nucleotide messenger RNA. The record is from RefSeq and is a predicted model, not a curated record. NCBI's taxonomy places the organism in Eukaryota, Metazoa, Chordata, Lepidosauria, Squamata, Lacertidae.
AGCUGGACACGGGUUCAACUCUAUCCAUAAUCUCGGCCCGAACAUUAAGGGAACUGUGCCCUAAUGGGGGUCCCAAACUAAGGCCGGCCCCAUUCACCCUCCGGGACUUCCAGAAACGUAAGGUCCCUACUAUGGGGGUGGGGACCUUCAGGGUGCAAUAUCGAGGGCGAAAGCAACAAUUGGACUUGCUGGUAGUUAAGGGCCCCUACGUUAGCUUACUGGGACUGGCAUGGUUUGGACCUCUGGGGCUAGCCGUUACCGGGGUGAACCGCACUAGCUUACAAGUGGACGUGGACGCCAUAUGCAAAGAGUUUCCAGGGGUUUUCGAUGGGGCAUUGGGACGAUAUACAGGACCCCCCAUUGCCCUACAGCUAGACCCCGCUGUACGACCCAUCAGACACAAGGCCCGCCGGGUCCCGUUCGCCCUGAAACCCCGCAUAGACGAGGAAUUGGACCGGCUCGUGGAGCAAGGAGUGCUGGAGCCGGUGCCCAACGCCCCCUGGGAAACUCCAAUUGUCACACCCGUCAAGCCUAACGGUUCGGUCCGCAUCUGUGCAGACUACAAAUGCACCAUAAACAAGGCUCUCACGGCCCAUGCAUACCCAGUGCCAGUGGUCAGCCAUGUCCUCGCCACCCUGGCUGGGUCAAAAAUCUUUGGCAAACUGGACUUGGCCCAAGCGUAUCAACAGUUGCCUGUGGACGAAGCCACAGCAGAGGCUCAGACGAUUGUGACGCACAGAGGGGCAUUCAGAGUAAAGCGGCUGCAAUUUGGCGUUAGCGUGGCACCAGGCAUAUUCCAGAAUCUAAUGGACUCUCUCCUCAAAGGGAUUCCUGGCGUCACCCCCUUCUUCGAUGAUGUACUGAUCGCCGGGCCCACACCAGAGGAAUUUGAGGACCGCCUCCGCUCCGUCCUGCACCGUUUCCAGACGGCGGGCCUCAAGGUGAAGCGGGAAAAGUGUUUACUGGGAGUGCCGCAGGUGGACUUUCUGGGAUUUAAGGUGGACGCAGAAGGGGUCCAUCCAACCGGUGACAAGGUACGGGCCAUUUGUGAGGCCCCAGCGCCCAAGAGCAAGCCCGAACUUCAGUCAUUCUUGGGACUAUUGAACUUUUACCAUGCCUUCCUUCCACAUAAGGCAGCGGUAGCGGAGCCCCUACACAGACUCCUAGAUAAAAGGGCCCCUUGGGUGUGGGGCCAGCGACAAAGGGCCGCAUUCCAGGCAGUCAAGGACUUGCUCGUCUCGAACUCGGUCUUAGCACACUUCGACGAGAGGCUGCCAGUGGUGCUGGCAUGCGACGCCUCUCCCUAUGGCAUCGGCGCUGUCCUGGGACACCAACUCCCGGAUGGAAGAGAGGUGCCGGUGGCAUACUUCUCCCAGACGCUUGCUGCAGCCGAACGAAACUACUCACAGAUUGACAAGGAGGGUCUGGCAAUCGUGAAGGGCGUAAAAAAAUUCCAUGAUUUCUUGUACGGGCGGCCCUUUACCAUAGUGACUGACCACAAGCCGUUGCUUGGCCUGUUUGCCCCUGAGAAGCAGACCCCCCAAGUGUUGUCUCCAUGUGUCCUCAGGUGGUCAAUUUUCCUUGCCGGCUACCAGUAUGCACUAAUCCACCGCCCUGGGAAGGCGAUGGGCCACGCAGACGCCCUCAGCAGGCUACCACUACCAGAAACAGGCCCCGACCCAGCGCCUGCACAAGAGGUUAUGACCCUGGAGCUGCUUCCCGACCGACCCAUUCAGGCACAAGAAGUUGCGCACCAUUCCACAAAAGAUAGGGUCAUCUCCCGGGUCCUGGACUGGGUGUGGCGAGGAUGGCCCAGCAGCAGCCCCGGGCCAGAAUUCGCUGGCUACACAAACCGCAAACAUGAACUGUCGGCCCACAAGGGGUGCCUGUUAUGGGGAAGCAGGGUUGUUGUUCCCCAGCCCCUCCGCAAAAGGGUCCUCACAGCCCUACACGAGACACACCCAGGGGUAGUGAGGAUGAAGGCCCUUGCCAGGAGUUAUGUGUGGUGGCCGGGGAUUGACAGAGAGAUAGAGGCCUGGGUCCAACACUGCCAGACCUGCCAAGAAUCCCGCCCGGAUCCCCCAAGGGCCCCAGUCCAGCCCUGGGAGUCCGCCCGACAUCCAUGGUCACGCUUGCACGUGGACUUCGCUGGCCCCUUCCAGGGAAAAACAUUCUUCAUAGUGGUGGAUUCCUACACCAAAUGGCUGGAGGUCGCACUGGUACCAUCCACUUCUACGGCGGCAGCCAUCAGGGUACUACGUAAGCUGUUUGCGACCCACGGGCUCCCUGACACCCUCGUCUCGGACAAUGGAACCGCAUUCACGUCAGAGGAGUUCCAGACCUUCACAGCGCAGAACGCCAUCCGCCACAUCCGCUCAGCACCAUUCCACCCUGCCACCAAUGGCCAAGCGGAGCGCAUGGUGCGGACCACCAAGGACAGCCUCCGCCGCAUGACACAAGGGGACUGGGAAUACCGCCUUGCCACAUUUCUUCUAGCACAGCACAGCACCCCAAGCACAACGACGGGCCGGAGCCCAGCUGAAUUACUAAUGGGCCGGCGCCUUGCAACUAGACUGGACCGACUUCACCCCGACAGAGCUCAGGAUGAGGUAGUGGUGGGGAAAGGCAGGAACCCCCGGACAUUUGUGGCCCAGGACCCAGUGUAUGCAAAGAAUUUUGGGGCAGGCCCAGCAUGGGUACCCGCCACAGUCACCAAGGUGACCGGUCCCGUGUCGUACGAGGUACUAACGGAAGGGGGGCAAUGUUGGCGCCGCCACUGCGACCAGCUACGGCGACGAUUCCCAGGAGGAACCCGGGAGGAGAGCGGGACAGAGGGGUCCCAAGGGGACAGCAGGGCAGUGAGGCCUGUAGAGCGAGAGGGGUGGGCAGGGGAAGCAGAAGCAGUAGGCACAGAGGGGCGCCCCGAGGCUGGAAGGACACCGGAACCAGAGCUACAACCUAGUGGUUCAGUGGCGCCAGACCAGACAGCCCCGGCACAGCCAGCAGCCUCGGAACACGAGCCAGAACCAGAACCCCUGACCAAGGAACACCCCAGGCCACAACGCACACGGAGGCGGCCAGCAGACCUUGGGGACUACGAAUGCAACUUCCCGGGCAGGACUGGAACUUAGAGGGGAGGGGUGUUAUGUACUGAGCUGAAUCCUAGAACAAUAGGAUUCAGAAUCAGCGGGAGCUACCCAAUCCAACUCCAGGUGGAAGUGAAUCCGCAACCUGAUUGGCCUGCUGGAGCAGCCAAUCAGGCGGCUGGCAGAAGUGAAUCUGCUACCUGAUUGGCCUGUAGGAGCAGCCAAUCAGGCUGCAGGCAGAAGUCAAUCCACAAUAUAAUUGGCCCACAGGUGUAGCCCUGAAGUAGCCAAUCACGCAAGGCCCAUUGUGUAAAUAAUGUAUAUAAGCAGAUGGUUUUGGGAAAAGAGCCAUUCGUCUUCUCUUCUCCUCCUUGAUGACUAUGAGCUGAAUAAAGAGCAUGAAAUUCACUCUCG